Vanrija pseudolonga is the source of this 2298-nucleotide messenger RNA. RefSeq lists its product as uncharacterized. The record is from RefSeq and is a predicted model, not a curated record. The transcript is spliced from 7 exons. NCBI's taxonomy places the organism in Eukaryota, Fungi, Basidiomycota, Tremellomycetes, Trichosporonales, Trichosporonaceae. Bases 1 to 2298 code for a protein of 765 amino acids.
AUGACAGAGCCAGCAGCGCCAGUGCCAGCGCCGGCGCCACCAUCGCUCGGCGCAAUAGAGCACCUGCACGACGGCGCAGCGGCGGCGGCCUCGGCCCAGGUCUCGCGCCGCUCGUCGGCGACCGGCACGUCGGCGUACCACUCUGCCUCGGAAGGCCGGGCGAGUGACGAGCCCGCCGCCGACGCGCGGCAGCUCGACCAACUCGACACAACGAGCCUCGACCCGCCCAAGUCGGAGCUCAUCUCCCCCAUCACCCCGUCGACCAUCAAUCGCUCCACCACCCACCGCUUCUCAAAGCCCAUCCAGCGGAUACCGUACCGGCACCGCCCGCUAGUCCCGGGCGAGAACGACACGAGCGAGCGCGAGGGCACGAGCUUGGCGCCUACGCGCGAGUACGACGAGGAGGAGGGCGAGGUGGACGACCCGACGCGGCAGCCGUGGCUCCGGCAAGCCGACCGCGCGAGCGAGUGGUCAUCCCUGUUCUAUGACCUGGUCGUCGUUGCCGUCCUCUCCGUCUUCUCAUCGUCGCACGAGAUCCAAACCCCUGCGGCAAUCCCAAUUUUCUUUUCCUACUAUGUCAUCCUGGUGUGGAUCUGGACGUCGCAGCUGCACUACGACGCGCGGUACGAGGCCGAGGACACGUUCCACCGCGCACUCAAGUCGCUCCAGCUCAUGGUGUUUGUGUUUAUUGGCGCCGCGAGCGGCGGGUGGAGCCCGGGCAAGAUCUUACCGGUUGAAGAGGGUGCUGCGCCGGCCGAGCGCGUCGAGCAUCAACGCGCAACCGACUCGUUCGUCACCGUCGGCAUCGCGUACGCCAUCUCGCGCGGGCUCCUGCUCUUCCAGUACCGCUACGUCAUCUCGGCGGGCGCGCGCUGGAAGCGCAAGGUGCCCGGGGCGCGGCUGACGUCCAUCUCGCUGGGCAUCUCGAUCAUCCUCGUCGUCGUCGCGACGUCGUUGUCCUCCUCGUCGGCCUCGAUCGCGCGCGUCAAGAUUGCCCUCUUCUACCUCGGCAUCGCGGUCGAGAUGGCCACCGUCUGGUUCCAGGUCGUGUGGGGCGUGUCUGGCCCCACCGCGUCGGACGAGUACGUCGCGGAGCGGUACGGCGCCUUGAGCCUCAUCAUCCUCGGCGAGGGAUUUCUCAGCCUCACCCGCGCAUUCGGCAGCGCGCUGUCCACGCUCGUUUCGGAAGCCAACUUUGCGUUCUACCUCCAGGUCUUCUUAAUCAUCUUUGUCAUCUUCUGCAUUUGGACGUUCCUCUUCUUCCACUUUCGAAAGACGGACACGAUUUCAAGCCGGAGAAGCGCAGUGUGGGAGAUGGUCCACUUUCCCCUCCACUUUGCCAUCCUCCUGCUCCAGGCGGCGAUGAUUAACUUUGUCACGAUCCACUCCUUCUCCGUCGCGAUCCAGCGGACGAUCGGGUAUUUUGACACGGCCGUGCUGGCUCUGUCCAACGGCACGGAGCUCACCGGCGCCGUGUUCGACGACAUCUCGCUGCACCUCGACAGCCUCAACAUGAUUCCCAACUUUGAGACGACAUACGAGGACCUGAGCGCGAUCGCACGCGAGGAGAAUCCGGUGCGGGACGCGUACGUCCUCGGAGCGCAGUACUUUGGGCAGAUUAUCCUCGCCGUGUGCAAGACCACCGGCGUUGAAGUCUCAGGCCCUCCACUCACGUCCCUCGAACACCUCGUCGGGCUCAACACAUCGUCACCGCACAACGAGACGAUCCGCGAACACGCCGGCGAGCUGCUUCACGACGCAAUCAAGGAGAUUGCCAACGACGCGGCGGCGGGCAUGCUGUGGAUCUUCCCGGCCGCCGGUGCCGUGCUCGUUUUGUGCGCGCUGCGCUCGUGGCUGCGGUACCACUUCCAAGGGCCGUCACACUACGUCGUUCACGGCAUCCAGCUCGUCUUCGGGCUCGCGCUCGCUCUGCUUGGCCUCCUGUGUAUCGGCAACAAGGACAUGUACGCGCUGUUUGGCGACGGCAAGUCGGUCGAGUCCGUCAACCCGCUGUACCGUCUCGUGUGGAAGAACUGGGCCGUCGCAGUCGUCGCCCUCGUGUACAUGAGCGUGUUGCUUGGCACCAAGGUGAGCUCGCACCUGAAGGCACAACUGACACCCCAGGCUAUCCUCAUGAUUAUGUUCUGGGAGGAGGACAAGGAGCAGCGCAAGCGCGACCGGGCAGAGGCCGGCGCCGACGUCGACUACAACGCGCCGACCAUGCCCGGCGCGCUGGGAUGGGUGCAACAUGGCAUCCAGUGGCUGCGGCGCGAGGUGCGCAUCUGGUUCGCCAUGUAG